Molecule: messenger RNA, 621 nt
Organism: Triticum turgidum subsp. durum (durum wheat)
Lineage: Eukaryota; Viridiplantae; Streptophyta; Magnoliopsida; Poales; Poaceae
Source: the annotation of a GenBank genome assembly
AUGGGCUUGAGACUGAAGAAUGUUACCAUUAAACGCUGGGAGGCUCAGCACCUAGCCUCCAGCCCAGCAAGCAAGCAAGCAGAUGGACGGAUCAACAGGACAGAAAGAACAAAUUUGGAUGAAGCUACAACGGUCCCACAUAUUAAUCUGGAGGGAACUUCAAGCAUGUCCUCAGCCCCAAAAAUUGAUGUCUGCAACCAAAUUACAAAAGCUGUGAACACGUAUUUGACUGAUAAACCUUUACCGAAGCCUUACAGACUGAUGCUAACCGCACAGCAGCAAUUAGCAGCAACAAAUAUUGGUGUCGAGAGCUACAACCCACCUGUUUCACCUCCGCCGGAUGAACCAAUUCCCAUCACUGUAGCUACCUCCCUACCGUCAAAUGUUACAGGGGCGACUGCUGACCGAUGCUACAUAUCUCUCCACCGUGGACUCAGCAAGGGAAAGAAUCCGGACGGUGAGAGCAGCCCCGACGGCGACUGCGGGAACCAUAGCCCUGGCGAAGGCGGCGGCGGCAUGGGCCCUGGCCCCAGGAUCCCUGUUCCUGGCAGCGGUGACAACAAGGGGAAGUUUGGCGUGAGCGGAGGGGGUUGCUGGAACCCCGGCGAGAGGAGCGGGUAG